Molecule: messenger RNA, 5283 nt
Organism: Boleophthalmus pectinirostris (great blue-spotted mudskipper)
Lineage: Eukaryota; Metazoa; Chordata; Actinopteri; Gobiiformes; Gobiidae
Gene: gng12a
Product: guanine nucleotide binding protein (G protein), gamma 12a
Exons: 4
Coding region: 392-604 (70 amino acids)
Biological process (GO): G protein-coupled receptor signaling pathway
Cellular component (GO): heterotrimeric G-protein complex
Molecular function (GO): G-protein beta-subunit binding
Source: RefSeq, a predicted model, not a curated record
UCUUGGCUUCGUGUAAACUCGGCUCUUCCCGUCGCCAAGUGCCUGACUCGAACGGAGGAGGAAAACCCUAAGGGAAAGGUGGAAGACUUCUAUGACAGAAAUACUCCAAACAACCAAAUACUCACGCGGAGAGAAGAAACUGUGCCAUUUUUACGCACGCUCUUGCAGUUUUCCCCCCUGUGGUGAUUUGGCGCGUCUUGGUGAAAUAGUGCCAUAAGAAACGUCUCCUCCCAGUUUGUUGUCGGAUACUGUUGAUUCUUCAGUGGACUUGUUCGGGGGACACGGGCAGAGGCGAGUGGACAUUGGCACGGACAGGUAUAGAGAGACAGAAGAGUUCAUUCUCCAACAGGCUCCUACAGCUCCACUCUUACAGAGGAUCACAAAGGGGAGGAUGUCUUCAAAGGCCCACAACAACCUGCUCCAAACCAAGAGGAUAGUGCACCAGCUGAGGAUAGAAGCGAGCCUCGAGAGGAUAAAGGUGUCCAAAGCAUCGGCAGACCUGAUGCACUACUGCAAUGAACACGCCCGGCAUGACCCCCUCCUCAUGGGGAUCCCCGCCUCAGACAACCCCUUCAAGGACAAAAAGCCAUGCACCAUAUUGUAACGCACGCCCCUUUAGCAUUUUAAGUUUUAUUUUUGCUUAUUAAUGAUGUUGCCAUUUUCUUUCGUCGGCAAGGUGAGGGGUGGGCUUGGAUUUUGACCGUGCAUUCCAGUGGUGUAGCUGUUCAAUACUGAAGCAGGUACAGGGGAGUUUGCCAUAGGGUGCAUUUAAAUGUAUUUUUUGAUGUGGCGAAAAUGUCAGAAAAUAUGGACCAAACUUGAAAUUUUUAAAGAAACUUCCAAACAAAAAAGCUAAAAAAUUGUAGUGAUUGGGUCCAUAAAUGAUCUUAAAUUAAUCUAUGACUUAAAGUUCUGUGUGCGUAAACGGAUAACACCACAACUUUUAAAGGUGCAUUGUGUAACUUUUCUGGUGGAGGGUCUGUCAAAUUCUUUUUUCCAUGGAGACGUUAUUGCUUUGUCUAGAAUGUUCCAGAACGUGGAGAGGCGACCACACUCACAGUCAAAAUGCCUUUUUUUUUAGGUAUUUUUGAGCUGUAAUACCACCUGUAAUUUAAUAAAUGUAAACAGCAAUGGCAUUUCCAUAGAAACAAGAAGGUGAUGGACCCCAAAGAAAAAGUUACAUAGUGCACCUUUAAUGCUGAAAAAUGAAUUUGAUCAGUUUUAAUUACAUUUUUUAUGUUAAGCUAUGGACUUUUUGAUGAAUUUAUAUCAUAUAAACACACCCAAUGAGCUCCACCCUUUGCCAAUUAAAAAACAUAUAUAUUUACAACUUUGACCACUAAACUGUGUGUUAAUAAUAGGCCUAAAGAUUUUUUUUUUUGUAUUGUUUGGGGCUGUAAUAGGAAUUGCUGAGUUCGAUUGUCAGCGAUGACUGUUGGACUCCUGCUAAUGCUCAGAGCUAGCGCAUAGAUACAGUGCAAAUAAAUGGACCAAUGAGUCAAUGUCAGCUUCAAGAACUUAGCGACGGCAAUUUAGAGCAAAGUUAAUUUUAUAACCAUGCUAAAUUAUAACAUGAAGCUAGGUUUUAGUCUCUUGACCAAGUUCAUUUUUUGCUACUGUUUUUCACUAAACUUGCCAUUUAUUCAACACAAUCUCAAUCUUCAGAAGUUUUUUAAUUAAAACAUUUUGCCAAUAAGUUUUAUAUUUUUAUGCUAAAGACAGAAGUGUUUUUAGAUAAACCAUGCUAGUAGGAAAACCAACUAGACCAAUGAGCUAAGUCAACGUUAGCUUCAAGAAUUAGCGACAUCAAUAUAGAGCUGAGCUAAUUUUAUAUCCAUGAUAAAUUAUAACAUGAAGCUAGGUUUUUGUCUCUUGACCAGUUCAUUUUUGCUACUGUUUUUGACUAAAUUUGACCUUUAUUCAACACAAUCUCUAUCCUCAAUCUUCAGAUAAUUAUUUUUAUUAAAUCGUUUUGCCAAUAUGUUUUAUAUUUCUAUGAUAAAGACAAAAAGUCCUAUGGUAGCAGAAAAACCAAAUUGACCAAUGAGCUAAGUCAACGUUAGCUUCAAGAAAUUAGCAACAUCAAUUCAGCACCAUGCUAAUUUUAUAACCAAGUUAAAUUAUCACCUCAAACUAGUUUUUUUGUUGUUGCUGUAGGCCUAUUUAAACAUAAAACAGACCUAUUAAUGGUGAAAUAUUAUAAUUAUCCGGUUGCAUAGAUUUUGUCUCGUGACCAGUUCAUUUUUUGCAACUGUUUUUUGAUAAAUUUGCUCUUUUAGUCUCCACAAUCGGAAAUGGAAUUAAAACUUUUUGCCAAUAAUUUUUAUAUUAUUUUAUGAUAAAGACAAGUGUUUUUAAAAAUAACAUGUCAUUUUAAACUCAUGGUACUAGGGAAAACAGAAUUCAUGGUUUCAUUUGUGAAUUUUUUUCUAAUUUCUUUGGACACAAUUUGAGAAAUACUAGUGUAGUGUUAUUAAAAACAAAAUACCCCAAAACAUGAGCAGCAAGUACGACACUUUAGUUGAUUUUUUUCAUUGGAAUAUGAAAUUGGAAUGAAUUCUGUUGUGUUUAAAAGUUUAUCAUGAGGCCACUGGUACGCUGGAACAGUUCUGAGGAAUUAAGUUUAGUGGAAUUCCUUUAACUGUCUAUGAAUCUCUAUGAAGAAUGUUCAAGGACUUUGGCUUGACUUUCUCUUUCCAUGGAAUCGUUUAGAUGAUGCACCACUUCCAGAAAGUUGCAUACUGUAUUUUUAACCACCAUUUGAUUUGUAUUUACUUUUCUUUAAAUGUUGCAGUAUACAGAAUAUAACUUCAUUAUUCACAGAUUCAGUGUUGCAAUUCUGAAUCUCACAUUUUUACAGUACAAUCAGUAACCUUUAUAUUGAUUAUUGAGUAUUAUCCACAGCCAAUACUACAAUCACGUGUUUCUUUUUAUGAAAACACUGUGACAAAUGGGACCAAACCGACCAACGAACUGCCUUUAAAUCAUCUCAGCUCUUUCCUCCAUCUUUCUAUGGUACAAACUGGAGUGUCUUAAACAAACGUGCACUUUCCCCUGGUCUUCAAAGGGUCCGUCUAACUCUUUUUUCUGAUCUGUGUUAUAAUGGAGUUUCCUCGUCACAAAUAGACCUGGAGUUGUGUUUUGUUGCAUUCACACAUGUUUAACACACAAUUUCAAUUCUGAGUUCAUCUCUCAAACUGAAAACACUCUGUUCCACCUUGUGAUGUCAUGUGGUAAUACAGGAAGUGCUCCACUGUGUUUUUAAACUCCACACACCUUCACUGGAAUCAUUUGGAUUAUUUCAACUGUGGAAUUGACAGUCUCUCUGAACUAAAGGUAGUUGACCACACAAGGUGGAACAGAGCAUUUUGAGCUUUGGAGAUGUAGAAGGCUCUUGAUUUACUGGUCAGUCUUCGUUCCUCCCCUCACUUCUGGUCAUGAGUUUUGGGUAAUGACUGAAAGGGCGAGAUUGUGGAUACAAGCGGCCAAAAUGAGUUUCCUCCGCAGGGUGGCUGGGCGCUCCCUUAGAGAUAGGGUGAGGAGCUCUGUUACACGGGAGGAGCUCGGAGUAGAGCCGCUGCUCCUCCACGUCGAGAGGAGCAGCUGAGGUGGCUCGGGCAUCUGUUCCGGAUGCCUCCUGGGCGUCUCCCUCGAGAGGUAUUCCAGGCAUGUCCCACAGGGAGGAGGCCUUGGGGAAGACCCGGACACACUGGAGGGACUAUGUCUCUGGGCUGGCCUGGGAACACCUCAGGAUCCCCUGGUGGAGCUGGAGGACAUGUCUGGGGGGAAGAAAGUCUGGGAGUCCCUGCUUAGACUGCUGACCCGACCCCGGACAAGUGGAAGAAAAUGGAUGGAUGGAGAUGUAGACAGACUAAUAAUAAAGAGUUACUCAAAACACAACAAAACUCAAAACACAACUCCAGGUCUGUUUUUUGAGGACGUAACAGCAUUAUAACAUGACUUAAAUCUCAUGAGAGUCAGUUUUGUGUAAUAUAGGCCUUCAAGUUUGGUCAGUGCUGGUUCAAACGCCUGCUAUGAUAAAACUAUGCUAGUGUUGUUUCUGUUUCUUGUGAAUAGUCAUCUGCGUGUUAUGGUGGGUGGGGUCUACCAUUGACAGUAACGAGGGCUAGACUCAGAUAGCAGGCUUAUGUGGAACUGGGUGUUUGUAUGUAUUUCCAUUACUAUCAAACCAUGUCAAACAUAUUGAAAAUCAGAUACUAAUCAAUCCUAAAACUAGUCUUGAAACUAGGUACUCAUUUGAGCAGGUGUCAGUACUAAAAAAGUCACAUUCACAGGACAAAAAUGAACCACAUACAAGACCACAAGGGAAUAGAAAAGAAAAUACUAUGAUUGAAAAAUGUAUUGUGUAACUUUUCACGUGGGUCCAUCAAAUGCUUUUCUUCAUCGAGAUGUUAUUAUUCUGUCUGGAAUGUUUCACAGUAGAACAGCAGAGCAAUGACAUCUCCAUAGAAACAAGCAGGUGACCGACCCAAAAAGUUACACAUUGCACCUUUUAAUGUUGAAAAUCACUUACGAUUGUCUAAAGAAAGAGUAUUUUUUAUUAUCAUUGUAGUAUUGGAAACAGUAUUGAGUAUCGAGUCUACUCUUUAGUAUCAAAAUCGAGUAUGAAAUUUGUAUUAAAGUACCAAAAUGGAUCAAAACUACUUAAAUUUCCCACUUUUAUUUACUGUCUUAAUUUCUUGGGGUCUUCAGUGCUUACGAGUGCACUCUAAAGCAGGGGUCUCCAAACUUUUUCCUCGGUUGAGCUACCUUUACAAAAUGAAAAUUCCAGAGAGCUACUCAUUUUACAGGUCCAUGGCGAGACUUUUAGAUAAAACAUAAAACAUAAACCAUUGUUUAUUUACGAAUGAUAGAGUUACAAUAAUAAUAGGCAUUUAAUCCAUCAAAUUUGAGUUAUUCAGGACAAUACGUGUAAUUCAGAAAUCCCUGACAAGCUAUUUGGAAGGAGGUGGAGAGCUCCUGGUAGAUCCCGAGCUACAGGUUGGAGACUCCCGCUCGAAAGCCUUACUUGACUACCUUCUUGUACGUACUAUGAAGUAUUGGUCUUAACUACGGGAGAGUCUUUCUGAUGUGUUCUAUUUCCUCAGUUUUUUUUUGUAUCAUGGGAUGUGAUUUGUAACAAUAGCACGAUGCCAUGUUUAGCCCUAUGUUGAUGGUACUUGACUCUUCUGGUACACUAUAGUCCUGCAGAUGUUUAUAUUAUAGGAUCACUGACAGUUUCAUGUUUUUAAUUGCAAUAAAUCAGAAUAUGCCUAAAUAUAA